Callorhinus ursinus (northern fur seal) is the source of this 1190-nucleotide messenger RNA. RefSeq names its product SIX homeobox 2 (gene SIX2). Gene Ontology annotation, molecular function: DNA-binding transcription factor activity, RNA polymerase II-specific; RNA polymerase II cis-regulatory region sequence-specific DNA binding. Gene Ontology annotation, biological process: regulation of transcription by RNA polymerase II; kidney development. Lineage: Eukaryota; Metazoa; Chordata; Mammalia; Carnivora; Otariidae. Gene Ontology annotation, cellular component: nucleus; transcription regulator complex. The record is from RefSeq and is a predicted model, not a curated record.
CGAGGGAGCGGCGGGCGGGCGGGCGCGGAGCAUGCGGAGCGGCGCCCCGGGCGGCCCCCGGGCUUGGACGAGGGCGCAGGCGAGGCGCGCAGGCGGCGGGAGCGCGGAGGAGCGCGGCAGCCGCGGCGGGCGCGGGGACGGACCGCAGUGACUCGGAGUUCGCCGGGAGACCGCGCGGGGCCGGGGGGGGGGCCGCCCCGCCCGCCUCUCGGCCCGGACGGCCCGGCGGGGAGGCGCCCAUGCCGGACGGCGCAGCGCGGUGAGGGCGCGCGCGGGCGGGCGGGGACGCAGCCGGCACCAUGUCCAUGCUGCCCACCUUCGGCUUCACGCAGGAGCAAGUGGCGUGCGUGUGCGAGGUGCUGCAGCAGGGCGGCAACAUCGAGAGGCUGGGCCGCUUCCUGUGGUCGCUGCCCGCCUGCGAGCACCUCCACAAGAAUGAAAGCGUGCUCAAGGCCAAGGCGGUGGUGGCCUUCCACCGCGGCAACUUCCGCGAGCUCUACAAGAUCCUGGAGAGCCACCAGUUCUCGCCGCACAACCACGCCAAGCUGCAGCAGCUGUGGCUCAAGGCGCAUUACAUCGAGGCGGAGAAGCUGCGCGGCCGGCCCCUGGGCGCCGUGGGCAAAUACCGCGUGCGCCGCAAGUUUCCGCUGCCGCGCUCCAUCUGGGACGGCGAGGAGACCAGCUACUGCUUCAAGGAGAAGAGUCGCAGCGUGCUGCGCGAAUGGUACGCGCAUAACCCCUACCCCUCGCCGCGCGAGAAGCGCGAGCUGGCCGAGGCCACGGGCCUCACCACCACGCAGGUCAGCAACUGGUUCAAGAACCGGCGGCAGCGCGACCGCGCGGCUGAGGCCAAAGAAAGGGAGAACAGCGAGAACUCCAACUCCAACAGCCACAACCCGCUGGUUGCGUCGCUGAAUGGCAGCGGCAAGUCGGUGCUAGGCAGCUCGGAGGACGAGAAGACGCCGUCGGGGACGCCAGACCACUCGUCAUCCAGCCCCGCGCUGCUGCUCAGCCCGCCGCCGCCCCCCGGGCUGCCGUCCCUGCACAGCCUGGGCCACCCUCCGGGCCCCAGCGCCGUACCCGUGCCCGUGCCGGGCGGAGGCGGCGCGGACCCGCUGCAGCACCACCACGGCCUGCAGGACUCCAUCCUCAACCCCAUGUCGGCCAACCUCGUGGACCUGGGCUCCUAG